CCCGCCUUCACGUCACAUUGAUGAUUAUUCUGUUUUCCUCUGACAUCUGAGUAAAAAAUGGCUCCUUUCAGGGUUUUCGAGGGCAAGCUUGCCAUCAUUACUGGUGCCUCGCGAAGCUUCGGCGCCGUCGUCGCUGAGCACUUCGCCAGCAGAGGCGCCAACGUCGUCAUCAACUACGCCACCGACGGGUCGACGGAGACGGCAAAAGCCCUCGCCAAGGACUUCGAGGCCAAGUACAACGUCAGAGCCCUGGCCGUCAAAGCCGACCUGAGCAAGCCUGAGGCUCCCCAGCAGCUCGUCGACGCCGCGAAGGCUCACUUCACCGACGCCAACGGCCGCUUCCAGAUCGACAUCCUCAUCAACAACGCCGCCACGGUCAACGCCCAGGGCAUCGACCAGCUGGACCUCGACCUCUUCGACGCCACCUUUAACCUGAACUGCAAGGCGCCCGCCCUGCUCGUCAAGGCCUCCUUCCCCUACCUGCCCACCGACCGCUCCGGCCGCAUCGUCAACAUCUCCAGCGCCACCACCACCUGGGGCGUCUGGUGGCAGACGUCGUACGCCGGCACCAAGGGCGCCAUCGAGGCCAUGACCCGCGUCUGGGCCCGCGAGCUUGCCGAGAGGGCGACGGUCAACGCCGUCGCCCCCGGUCCCAUGGACACGGGGCUGUACUCCAGCCUGCCCGACGAGCCCCGCGAGGCUCUCCGGCCGUUGAACAUCCUCACGCCCCUAGCCAAGGCCAGGCCCGGCGUCGACAGCCAGGAGGUCCUCGACCUGGCCCAGAGCAUUGGCGGCCGCCCCGGCUACCUCGAGGAGGUCGCCGGCGUUGUGGGAGUCUGCUGCUUGCCGGAGAGUGGAUGGAUGACGGGCAACCUUGUCGGUGCCAGCGGAGGCGGUGCUUUCGUUCGUUAAGCGGCGAGCUUCACAGGGAGAGGGGGAAUGGAAGGUAGUUGCAUUGCCAGGUGUUUUGGAGCGAAGAUGGUCUCAUAUUUCAGGCAUGAUGUUGUAGCAGAGUUUUGACGUAGACAGGGGACAUGGGGCUGGCCCAAAGAAAGACCCUUUGAAAGAAUACAGAAACUCCGUUCACUCC
This is a messenger RNA of Colletotrichum destructivum, 1090 nucleotides long. RefSeq names its product Putative short-chain dehydrogenase/reductase SDR, NAD(P)-binding domain superfamily. Lineage: Eukaryota; Fungi; Ascomycota; Sordariomycetes; Glomerellales; Glomerellaceae. Bases 58 to 912 code for a protein of 284 amino acids. The record is from RefSeq and is a predicted model, not a curated record. The transcript is spliced from 2 exons. Gene Ontology annotation, molecular function: oxidoreductase activity, acting on the CH-OH group of donors, NAD or NADP as acceptor.